AUGGCGACCACCAUCAAGACCGACCCCGGGAUGGGGGACUACAACAGUGGCAGUGGUGAGUACACUUUCAGUUGUCUUUGCAUUGCUUCCUGUCACGUUUGAAGUCAAGCCUGUUUUGACUGCGCUUCGUGCCUCACACUCUCUCCCUCGACCCAUGUCCCAGCCCACUUUCCUUCGUCAUCUGCACAAGUACCUGUUCGCCCUCCCUCCUCUUCGCGUUCGCAGACACGCUGUAGAGACAAGUCAAGUUUCGCCAAGUCCGCACAUACAGACGUCAGCAUAAGAUUUGCACAUAUGCCCCACGGCUACCGGUCUACCGGGCAUUUGCAUCCGUGCCUUCCCUCACUGUAUCAUGUCCACGCAUGGCUACAUAUACGCACUCGUGCCUCUCUCAUCCCAACCCAGACCCUAAUACACGCUCUUACUGUAAUUUUUAAUAUCGCCCAACAUCACUAUUUUGCCCAUGUCAAACACUCAGUAUACAUCCUGGUCGGACCCGCUAAUCAUGAUGCCCGCAUACUCUCCACGCGGCACUGCCAUCGAGUACCCCUCUCCUGUUUCCCGCCGGCCUUCACUAUGUCCGUCAGAUAGUGGCAGGAGAGACAGCUCGAUUGGCUUCGUGUCUGCCAUGGAGAGUAAAGGGCAAUGGUCGUCAAUAGGCAGUGAACCAAGAAGUCCACUUGCACAAUUUGGGUUCUUCAAGAAUUUGACUGAAAAGAAGACAACACGAGAUGGACAGACACCCAAGAGGAGAGGUCCCAAACCGGACAGUAAACCGGCCAUGACCCGGCGGCAAGAGCUCAACCGACAGGCACAGAGGACCCACCGUGAAAGGAAGGAGAUGUACAUCAAAGCUCUCGAGCAAGAAGUUCUCCGCUUAAAAGAGACGUUUGGUACCACAAGUCGUGAACGGGAUCAUUACGCUGGGGAGAACCGACGACUGAAAGAGUUGCUCAUGGCUCAUGGUAUCGCUUUCGACAGUCUUGCGAGUCCUCCUCACGGCCUUCCCCAGAAGGGGAGCUCGACAUACAGCUCAAGUGGCAGCGUAUCUGGUGGAUAUGGGCCCGGGUCAGCGUCGACUGGCUACACCUCGCCGCCGAGUGUUCAUCACUGCAACAGCUCGAUCUCGCAUGACAUGAUGAUGCAGACAUCAAUGCACUCGCAGGCUCUGCAACCGAGCCCACAAGUCAACAGCCUGGACUACGACCAGAUCGGAGUUGACUUCGUUUUAACGUACGACCGAACGCCCUAUCUUUCUCCUCCACCCCAACAAUAACCUAUCACGCCCGCUACGUUGCCUCUUUUCUUUCAUUCAUUAUCCUUCGUACGUCAUAUUUCUUUACGAUCGUUCGCUCUCUAUCUGACUGCUGCGCCUUCCAGUCUUGAGCGCCCUUGCAUGGACCACAUGCAAUACCUCAUGGUACGUGCCCACGACGCCGAAGAAACAAUUAGCGGCCACGCACUCAUGGCGACCGCGCCACCCGACUCGCAUAUCGCGAAUUGCCCAGAGGAAAAAUAUCCUCACCAGAUGCCCGACGUUGCGAUGCCGGACCUGAUGAAGCUGCUCGACCUUAGCGCUAGACUGCCUCUGGACGGUGAGAUCACACCUAUCAUGGCUUGGGUUAUGAUUUUGAAGGACCAGCACUUCAAGACGCUGACAAAGGAGGAGAUUGGCGCCAUAAAGGGGGAGCUGCUUGCCAAAGUGCGAUGCUAUGGGCAAGUCUACACAUGAUCUUCACAACAAGCACACGCUAACAUGUAUCAGUUUCGGCGCAGUCCUCGAGGAGUUUGAAGUGCGUGAUGCGCUGAUGAACGCUCUCACCACGAACGGCAGCUGCAUGACUGGCGCGUAG
Molecule: messenger RNA, 1853 nt
Organism: Ascochyta rabiei
Lineage: Eukaryota; Fungi; Ascomycota; Dothideomycetes; Pleosporales; Didymellaceae
Exons: 3
Coding region: 506-1276 (256 amino acids)
Cellular component (GO): RNA polymerase II transcription regulator complex
Molecular function (GO): transcription cis-regulatory region binding; DNA-binding transcription activator activity, RNA polymerase II-specific
Source: RefSeq, a predicted model, not a curated record